Messenger RNA from Cyanistes caeruleus (blue tit), 4154 nucleotides. Its product is annotated as bestrophin-1-like. Lineage: Eukaryota; Metazoa; Chordata; Aves; Passeriformes; Paridae. The record is from RefSeq and is a predicted model, not a curated record. Gene Ontology annotation, molecular function: chloride channel activity.
CUGCCUAAAUGAUAGAAGACCAGUUUGUUAAGAAAAUAUUUUGAUUCAGAGCCUCCUGGAAGGGGAAUAUCCUAAGGAUCUGAACAGAGGCAUUGAGGAGGUGGUGGAAGGAUGGUCACAAUUGGGAAGGAGCAGAAAAGGGACUAAGGACCCUGGCUUGGUGGAAAUUUGAGGGCAAGGCAAGGACCAGUGUUUCCCAGGAUGUCACGCAAGGAAGCACAGUGACAGCUCUCAAGCACUACUGGAAAAGCAAGAGUAAAAUAAAGCAAACACAUGGAAAGAGUCUCAGAGAGCCAGUGGCAGAGUGGAAAUCCCCAACAUCCAAACCACAGCCAGAAGAGGUGGCAAACUCAUCCAGGGACAGUGAGGGAUGAUGAGGAAACAUCCUGUGAGAGCCAGGCAGAGCAUGGACCAGGUAUUUCACUGACCUAGGGAAGAGAGGGCAGCCGCCAAGCAUGCUGCAUUUUACAGCCUUGGUGGAAAAUUCCAGCCCUGCAUAAUCUCCUGGGGUUCCUGUAAGAUUGUGACACAGAGAGAGGGACCAAACAGGAAAGAAUUAAGAGGAAAAAUGCCUCUCUUCUGGCAGCCACCAUGGCUGUGCCAGGAGUUAGCAGCAGCGGAGCAGCCAGCCCUGCCUCCCCCUCCUCCGGCCGCCUCUAUAAACACGCAGGGCUUACUCAGAAGAUUAGGAGGGAACAGGGCAAAAGACAACAGAGUCUCUUUUGUAAUGAGGAGGGAUUACAGCAUCAAGUGACCGGCUGCAGCUCCCAAGUGGGUCUCAGGCUCCUUAGCACACCGUGUGGGGCAGGUCCAAUCCCCCUAUGAGCCAAGGGGGCACGAGGAGGUGGGUGGUGGCCCGGGCCACAAAGGACCCAGCGGGGACACGUGCAGGACCAAACCUCCCCAGCCUCCAGCACGGCUCAGGAGCCCAUGACUGAGCUGUGAUGACAGUGACCUACACCAACCGUGUGGCUGAUGCCCGCCUGGGCACCUUCUCCCAGCUCCUGCUCCAAUGGAAAGGCAGCAUCUACAAACUGCUCUACUCAGAGUUCCUGAUUUUCAUCUCGCUCUACUUCACCAUCAGCCUUGUCUACAGGCUGAUUCUGAGCGAGAGCCAAAGGCUGAUGUUUGAGAAGCUGGCGCUGUACUGCAACAGCUACGCCGAGCUAAUCCCUGUAUCCUUCGUGCUGGGUUUCUACGUGGCCCUGGUGGUGUCCCGCUGGUGGGCCCAGUACGAAAGCAUCCCAUGGCCAGACCGGAUCAUGAACCUGGUGUCCUGCAAUGUGGAUGGGGAGGACGAGUAUGGGAGGCUCCUGCGCCGCACCCUGAUGCGCUACAGCAACCUGGUCAGCGUGCUGAUCCUGCGCUCCGUCAGCACCGCUGUCUACAAGCGCUUCCCCAGCAUGGAGCACGUCGUGAGGGCAGGUCUCAUGACACCAGAAGAGCACAAGAAGUUUGAGAGCUUGAAUUCCCCCCACAACAAGUUUUGGAUCCCAUGCGUGUGGUUCUCCAACCUGGCUGUGAAGGCGAGGAAUGACGGGAGGAUCCGGGACAGCGUGCUGCUCCAAGGCAUCCUGAAUGAGCUCAACACCUUGCGCAGCCAGUGUGGGAAACUCUAUGGAUACGACUGGAUCAGCAUCCCCCUGGUCUACACCCAGGUGGUGACCGUGGCUGUUUACAGCUUCUUCCUGGCCUGUCUGAUCGGGAGGCAGUUCCUGGAUCCAGAGAAAGCAUAUCCUGGCCAUGAGCUGGAUCUCUUUGUGCCUGUUUUUACAUUUCUGCAAUUCUUUUUCUACGCUGGCUGGUUAAAGGUGGCCGAGCAGCUGAUCAACCCUUUUGGGGAGGAUGAUGAUGACUUUGAAGCCAACUGGCUCAUUGACAGAAACCUGCAGGUCUCCCUCAUGGCAGUGGAUGAGAUGCACCAGGAUUUACCCAUUCUGGAGAAGGACCUGUACUGGAAUGAGCCUGAUCCCCAGCCACCCUACACUGCAGCCACCGCUGAAUACAAGCGCCCAUCCUUCCUGGGCUCCACUUUUGACAUCAGCAUGCAGAAGGAAGAGAUGGAGUUCCAGCCCCUGGAGCAGAUUAAAGAGAAUGAGGAGGCCAACCACUCCACUCCCUUGCUGGGACAUCUGGGUCGCCUCCUGGGUGUCCAGUCCCCAAACUUCUCCAGGUCCUCUUCCCGGAUGAACCUGCUGCGCCGGCGAGGAGAUCCCACAUCGCCCUUCUCCCAUUAUACCUACCAGGACAUGGGGAAGGCCGGAAGCCCUUGUGGCAUCAAUCAGCCAAGGGGAGACUCCCAGGAGCAGUGGGACAGCGAAGAGGGAAAACUAAGGGAGUUUGAUGCUUUCAUGUCCACCCCCUUUUAUGAGAGGCCUGGGUUCUACAGUGCUCCACAGACACCCAUCAGCUCCAUCCCCAUGAUUUUCCCUUCCCGACGCCAAGGGCGCAAGAAGCCACCGGCCCUCUCCAGCAUUGCUGCGUGCUCCACUUCCCUUCGGGAUGUCAUUGUCAACGCCUCCCCUUCCAGGGCCAGUGACAUGGACAAGAGCCAGAGCUCCCUGGGUUCUGCUGCAAAAGAAACCUUUGUUUGGCCAACAGAGCGGAGCAAAGGUCCCGACUCCAUGGCUGUGACAGUAGAAGAAGGAAAGAGCAGCUCCAGGGAAGCUGCCACCACAGGAAGCCCAGGAGCGCAGUCCACAGCAUCCAACAGCCCCAAAUUCCCCUUCCUGCCAGAGCCCCCUGAGCGUGAGAAGCAAGGCAGCUUCAAAAGCCUGAAGAGCUCCAAACCCUCACACCCAUCCUGGCUAAACCUGGAGAACAUGGCUUCAGCCACUCCCAGUUCAGAGCAUUCCACUGCCUUUCACACCCCCAGUAACAAAACCCCUGGAGGCAGCACCACCCUCUGCUUCUCCUUCACUCCAGUCACCUCUCCAGUGCUGGAAAGGUCCCACAAAGGCAACCUGGGCCCUGAGGCUCGCAGCCUGAGUUUGGAAGAUGCAGCUAGUGCUCCAGACCAGCAUCCAGAGGUUUCCAGGAACAUCAGAGACACUGGGAAUGUAAAUACUAAUCCCCCAGCUCCCAAAGAGCCCAGGAGAGCAGAGAGUCCAUCCCCCAAUGACUCUGGAAUCUCCCUAGCUGAGGGUGACUAUGUGGGGCUGAUGGAAGUGAUCCUGGAGGCCAGUGAAAGCCCAGGGGAAGAGCAGAUGGACCAGUACAGCUAAAGGGGAAUCCAUGGGAUACCUGCCUUAUCCUGGCCCUCACCCAAACAGAGGUGCUGAACAUGCAGCUGGAGCCCAGCCUGGGCUGAAACCAGCACUAAGGACAUGGCUGCUCCUGCCCUCAGCUACAGCAGCAGGCACAACCCAUGUUGCAACAAGACCAAAAGCACCAAAAAAACCCAACUGUAGCAAAAUAACAAGACUUUGAGUGUUAAAGACUGCAGGUACCAGCCAGGCAUAGCCCAGAAUAGGAGCACAGUCGACGUGGAUACUUCCCUCCUCCUCACAGCAAGAAUGAGAGCUUGAGUCCUUCCUCAGGCAGGACUUGCACUCCUAACAAGAUACUUCAGGGAAAAGUAAGGGACUGAAAAGAAUCCCGUAUUUUGUGAUGCAGACCCACCGUGCCUUUUCCAGGCCUGCCUGGCUAGUGUUUUUCAGUACUGGGAUAAGGCAGGGCAAGGGCCUGCCAGCACAGACAGCUGCAGCAUCUGCCCAGCACACUGCUUCCUUCCAAAGGUCCACAUCUGCCACCACAGAUCUGACAGUGCUCAGAGAAAAGCUGGAUGGCAGCAGACACCACUCAGCUCAUUUUUUACUGCCUACCCUCAGAAAAUAAAAGAGAGGCUCAAGCCCAGGACCUUGGUUUCAUUUCCUCAUUUUAGUUCCCUGCAAGGAAUUUAAAGAAACCAGAGGUUUUCCUACUUCUGCCUUCAGCAGCAGCUGCAAAGCCCCCAUGUCACACAACAAGUUGACCUCCCACAGCCUUCACUACAGCUGCCUGCUCCCCCUCCAAACUAAACAGGAAAAGCCAGCUGGAACCAAGUCACUUUAUUGGCUGGAGGGCAGUACAUAAAACACAAAGAGAGGGGAAAAUAUUUGGUACAGAGUAUGGAACUGUUUAUCUAGAUAGCUGAAGCUGCAUGCACGGCUGGA